AUGGCUGCCAUAUCAUCCCCUGCUUCAACCAUUCUGAUGUUGGAGAAAUGCAAAUCAAUGCCGGAAAUUCGUCAGAUCCACGCCUACAUGAUUAAGACGGGCCUUGUGUAUCAGACGUUAGCAAUCAGUAGAGUUGUGGCCUUCUGUUCUCUCUCCGGUGUCUCCGGCGGUCUCGACUACGCCACUUCAGUCUUUCACCGCAUCCAAGAACCUAAUUGCUUCGUUUAUUUUGCCAUCAUUAAAGGCUUCGCCGACAGCCGAGACCCAUUAAAAUCCUUAGUUCUUUACUCCCAGUUGCUGCAUUGUUUGGGAGAGUUCGACGGUCUCGAGUUCUCCCUCCCUUCCCUUCUCAAAGCCUGCGGGAUGUCGAAAGCCUUCGAAGAAGGGCUGCAAUUACAUGGUCAGAUCUUAAAGACCCGGUUUCUGUUCGACCCCUUCGUAUCCAAUUCGGUGGUUCGGAUGUAUUUAGAACUCGGUCAAUUGGGAAUGGCAAAGCGAGCAUUUGACACGCUGCCUUCCAGAGAUGUAUUUUCUUGGAAUUCCAUGAUUGCAGGUUACUCUAAGGCCAAUGAGAUUGAUUUGGCUCGUGGGCUGUUCGAUGAAAUGCCUCAAAAGGAUUUGGUCUCAUGGAAUACGAUGAUCGACGGGUAUGCGAGAUGUGGAAGAUGUGAACUUGCUCGAGAGCUUUUUGACAUGAUGCCUCGCAAGGAUAUCGUUUCUUGGACGGCCAUGAUUUCGGGAUACACGUUCAAUCAACGCCCCAGGGAAGCAGUACAUCUCUUUCGGGAAAUGUUGCACGUAAGUAUUCGACCUGAUUCCGCCGCUGUAGUGUCUGUUCUUUCGGCCAUUGCAGACCUGGGUUUUAUUGAGGAGGGCAGGUGGGUCCAUGGAUAUCUCCGUGCGCACAAGUGUAGCUUAAGCUCUGGGUUUAUUGGAUCAGCUCUCAUAGACAUGUACGCCAAAUGCGGUUACAUAGAGGAUGCUUACCAUGUCUUUACGAAUAUCUCGCAUAAGAGAAGCAUUGGGGAUUGGAACUCUAUCAUCUCCGGCCUCGCAUUACAUGGCCUUGGUGAAGAUGCCUUAGAGAUCUUCCAUGAAAUGGAGACAAUUGGAAUUGAGCCUAACGAGAUCACUUUCUUAGGAGUCCUGACUGCUUGUUGUCAUAGUGGGUUGGUUGAAGAGGGUGAAUUGUAUUUCAAGCUAAUGAAAGAGAACUACAAAAUAUCUCCUAAGAUUCAGCAUUACGGAUGUAUGAUCGAUCUUUUCAGCAGAGCAGGGAAUCUAAAGAAGGCACUUACAAUCAUACACGAUAUGCCCAUGGAAGCUGAUGAUUUAGCAUGGAAGGCCGUGCUCAGUGCCUGUAUGAAGCAUGGGGAUGUAGAGACUGGUGAACUUGCGGCGCAACGUGUGAUGGAACUGGCUCCAAAUGACUCUAGUUGCUAUGUUCUCUUGUCAAACAUCUAUGCUAAGGCCAGGAGAUGGGAUGAUGUGGCCAAGGUUAGAUCAAUGAUGAGAGAGAGAGGAGUAAAGAAGAUUCCCGGUUGCAGUACAGUCUAUGCCAAUGGCAAGAUUCAUGAAUUCCUUGUGGGGAUGGAAAUGGAUGGACGCUAUGGUGGUAUGAUCCUUUCUAAGCUAGAGGAAGUGGUUUGCAGGUUGAAGUUAGAGGGCUAUGAGCCUGACCUGACCCAAGUUCUCGUUGAUGUUGGGGAGGAAGAGAAAGAGAGUUUGCUUAAACUCCACGGCGAGAAGAUGGCAGUUUCUUUUGGUCUUAUAAAUGUUGGGAAAGGUGCUCUCAUCCAUAUUGUGAAAAACUUGAGGGUUUGUUCUGAUUGUCACUCCUUCAUGAAACUAGUCUCUAAGGUUUACAACUGCAACCUUGUUGUCAGAGACCAAAACCGUUUCCACCAUUUCACGAACGGGUACUGUUCAUGUAAUGAUUAUUGGUGA
Telopea speciosissima is the source of this 1947-nucleotide messenger RNA. RefSeq names its product pentatricopeptide repeat-containing protein At5g66520-like. The transcript has a single exon. Gene Ontology annotation, molecular function: protein binding; RNA binding; zinc ion binding. Bases 1 to 1947 code for a protein of 648 amino acids. The record is from RefSeq and is a predicted model, not a curated record. Lineage: Eukaryota; Viridiplantae; Streptophyta; Magnoliopsida; Proteales; Proteaceae. Gene Ontology annotation, biological process: RNA modification.